Exophiala oligosperma is the source of this 2455-nucleotide messenger RNA. RefSeq lists its product as uncharacterized. Gene Ontology annotation, molecular function: protein-lysine N-methyltransferase activity. NCBI's taxonomy places the organism in Eukaryota, Fungi, Ascomycota, Eurotiomycetes, Chaetothyriales, Herpotrichiellaceae. Bases 249 to 2390 code for a protein of 713 amino acids. The transcript has 2 exons. Gene Ontology annotation, biological process: peptidyl-lysine monomethylation. The record is from RefSeq and is a predicted model, not a curated record.
CAUUCUUCCGUUAUACCAUCACUCGUAUUCAUCUCAUCUUUCAACUCCCUUAUUUUGCCCUCUUGCAUGUGGCUUAUCUUCUUCAGUCCUUCCACUCAUUUUCAUUCUUUUCUUUUCUUUUGUGGUCGUUCCUCCCCUUCAACAAAAGUUGUUGCUUUGAGAUAUCCCUAAAUUUUGGACAACAUUUAUAUCUACAAACUUGCGCUGAUGGUUCCCACCACUUUCCCAUACAACUCGGAACUUCAACCAUGGAGCCAGACAACACCAAGCUGCAACCAGACGUCGUUGAGACCAGACAUGGAAGUUCGACACCACCUUUGCACAUGAACAACACUGCCGAACCGGAAGCGGACAUCUUCCACGGCCACCGCCGCCUUGUUGACUGGGUUCUUGCCAACAACGGCUAUUUCCAUCCUCAUGCACAAAUUGCGUUUAGUAGGCGCAAGGGCUUUCAUGCUGUGGUUGCUAACGGAGAACAUGUCUCUGCUGGGACACGGGUCGCAAGUUGUCCCAUAUCGACCACCAUAUCGGUUCUCAAUGCUCUUGAAAUUCACCCAUUCCAGAGUCACGGUACUCGUUUCCCAGAAGGCUUUCUCCGCAGGCAGCGGAAGAAUCCCGAGUCUUUACAGACUUUCUUCUUGAUGGAGCAGCUUGUCCUUGGCGAACAGUCGUGGUGGGCGCCCUACAUAGCCACCUUGCCCACUGUGCAAGAGGUUAUGGAUCAGCAGUUCGACGAGGAAAAAGACCUGAUCUGGCUGCAAGGCACCAAUCUUCCAGGAGGAAUAUCUGAGAGGAUUUCGAAGUGGAAGGAGAUGUACCUGUGUGGACUUGAUGAACUGAAGGAGUUACAGUGGCAAAAUGCCCUCACAGGCGAGUACACGUGGCCGAGAUUCCUAUGGGCAGCAACCAUAUUCGGUAGCCGUUCUUUCACUUCUCAAGUCCUGGACGACACUGAACCGGCAGAGCAGGCUCGCCACAGCUAUCGUGAGAGUGGGACUGAAAGUGACCCCAACGGGCUCGUACACUUGUUCUCUCAGCGAUUCGCUGUUCUUCUUCCAUUGAUGGACUUGUUGAAUCACAAACCAGGAGCGCAGGUCGAAUGGCAAGCUCGGUUCAACUUCGUCGGUCUUCAACUUUUGGAGAGUUACGAGUCCGAACAAGAGCUCUACAACAACUAUGGCCCUCGAGAGAAUGAAGGUUUGCUGCUGGCGUACGGCUUCACGGUCCCAGAUAAUCCGUUUGAUCAUCUGGUAAUCAGCAUCAGAACUCCUCCAGGCUCACCACUGGCACUUACGCAUACUUGGCAACAAGAUCCUAGAUCUGAUCCAGAGCGGAGAUGCUAUAUUUUUGAUUGCCAUCAUCCUCGAUCAACAUCUGCGACAUUGCUCGAGACAUCUUUGUUUUCCUUUGACCUUCUGGACAGCAUUUCAGUGCUUUGCGCAAACGAGCGGGAACUUCAGAUGAUGCUGUACGGGAAGCAGACCCUGAUGAGCUAUUGUCUCGGCGACAAGCCAAAGUUCGAAGACGGCCGCAUAGUCCUGGCGACGAUUAGCCAAUUACUCAUGGACUGCUCUGAGAGGGCAUCAAGACUCAGGGCGACUGACCCUUCUCGAUUUGAACCUCCUCUGCUACCUGAGAAUCUCAAACAGCAGAAUGCAAAGACAUACCGAGACAGCCAACUGAACAUCGUGGAGACGGCAAUAGCAAUUUGCAAGUUCGUGCUCAUAUUUGCUACAAACGAAGACUCCAGGGAGAUGAUCCAGAAUAAAUUGCAGCGAGAGUUAUCAGAUCGAGUUUUCACCAAUUUGCACCAACUUCUCGAACGUCACCAAAGUCAAUUGACUCACUCAUUUGAGCUCUUAACGCCGUCUGGCAUCCUCGACAUGCUUUCGCCCGAGUUGUCGACAUCUUUGCAAAAUUGUAUAUCCCGCAUCAAAACCAACCAUGAGAUUGCAGCAGGAGGAGGAGAAAUGUCACAAAUGAACGUCGACAAGGUUCAUCACACAGUGAUUCUUGCCGCCCUUUACGAGGAAUACUUGCAUGGUGUGAAGUUGCCACGCAGAAUAACCCAAUGGCUGAAACAAUUGGCAGAAUGGUAUCCUCUGGAUUCCGAAUCGUGGGCAUAUGUCCCUGGACCGGGACCUUGGGAUCCAGGUGAAGAACCCCCUUCCGGGCUCAUGGAUUUGCUGGCUGCUAGAGCUGCUAUGUCGCCUACAUUUCCUGCUGAAUCCAACGUCAAGAGAUGGAUGAAGCCGGAGAAACUCUGCUGGGGUUGGAACGUGAUCGAGGAACAAAAUGUCAGAGUCCCGGCAAGCAUCUUGGGACAGGCUGAGACGGAGAAUUCUGGCCAGAGCGAGGGGAGGAUAUUGAUCUAUUGGCAAAAAUACUAGAACCAGAUGGAAUGAUAUGAAAAGCGAUACUUAGACUUGAAGUAUUUCCACGAUGCCUUUGUCCC